Messenger RNA from Chelonia mydas (Green sea turtle), 5106 nucleotides. RefSeq names its product epiphycan (gene EPYC). NCBI's taxonomy places the organism in Eukaryota, Metazoa, Chordata, Testudines, Cheloniidae. The record is from RefSeq and is a predicted model, not a curated record. Bases 2893 to 3843 code for a protein of 316 amino acids. Gene Ontology annotation, molecular function: protein binding. The transcript is spliced from 7 exons.
CCUAAAUUAGUACAUGUGAGAGCAAGAUUGGCAAGUGAUUGGCAAAGUUUAUAAGGCAAAGUAACGUGGUGCUUUAACACAAGAAAGCCCUGUUAAUUACAUACGGUAUAUGGAAAAAUAGAUUAAAAGUGUAUGCUAGCCAGUAACCCAUUUUAUGAUCCUCUGUGAUAACAGGCUGCAACACUAAGUGUCAGCUAGGGAGUCAGAGAUCUGGGAUCAAUUUCUGGCUCAUCUACAGACUUCCUGAGUGACUAUGAGUACAUCACUUAAUCUCGACAUGCCUUGGUUCCCCAUCUGUAAAAUGAGACUAACAAUACUUCCUUUUUUCUAUCUGUUUAGUCUGAAAGCAUUUGUGGGGAGGGGGGCAGAGAAUGUCUUUUACCAUGAAUUUGCACAGUGCCUAGCACAAUGGGGCUCUGAUCUCAGCUGGGCCUUCCAGAGGCUACUAAAAUAAUAAUAAUAUAAUGUCUGAGAGUGAAUGUAUUGCUGUAUAGUCAAUAAAGCAUGUUGUAGUCUGGGAGGAGUCCGCAAAAGCAACAAAAAUUAGUUAAGCUGAGGCCUGCAGCCAAGGGGAUUUAAAUUGUGUUUGUCCUGAUAACUGCAAAUCACCAAAGUACCACUCCUACAGAUAUAACAAGUCACAGGUCCUGGACUACAGUAUGUCUAAAUCAGCCUUACUAUGUGAGGAGUAUUAGAAUCAUGGAUCUCCCUUUAUGAUGAGCUUACCUUAGACAGUUACCUGCCUUAGACAGGCUCACCAAAGUGUGAAGGAUCAGGGCCUUCUGUGUAACUGAAAUUCAACCAUUGAACAGCGUGCCUGUCUGGAAAGAAUAAUUCUGUAAAGGAAAAAGACUUAUGGAAAGUGAACUGAAGUAGAGAAAAUCCUUUAAAUACACAAAUACAUGAAUGAAUAAAUCACUUCAAAAUAAAUUUUAAUGUAAAAGAUAGAGCAUAGGUCACCCUAGUACCCAAUCAGCAGGUAAAAAAACACUUGUAUAACCAUUGGAGGUAGAAAAUCAGUACUAGAUUGCUCAGGAUGGUGCUUACUCAUUUUGCUGCACAGUGCGUGAAAGGUACAACCGCUUGCUUUGAGGCCAAGUGGUAAAUGCUCAAAAUGAAAUCAGCUCACCCCUCUCAGAGCCCAAGUGUGAUCCCUUAGGCUUGAGGCCAGUAUUGCUUGAUUCAAGAGCAAAGAGAUGGAAUUAUUUGUAGAAACAGUAUUUGUAGAGUGGGCCUACUUCAGCAUUCACUAUCCCAAUUGUCUAAUGGAGGAAGCUAUUGAUAUAAUGGGAGGAGACCCAGGAAAAUGAAAUGACAAAUACCCUGUUCUCUUAGUUAAGACCUACCUUCAGACAGAAGCAGAGCAGAAUGAACGUUCUUUAAAACAAAAGGGCAAUUGAAGAGAGGGGAUAUUAUCAUGAGACAGGAACCCCCAUCAUUUAAACAAGAGCUAUUUCCCAAAGACUGGGAAAAGAAUACUUGAAUGAGGCGCUUUCUAAGGAUAUUGCUGCAAUAGUGCUCAGUGAAAUGUAAGAAGAAAAUAUUAAGCAGUACAUCUGAAUGCACAGUAUCUAUACUAGGCUCAAAUUCAGUUCACACUGUCGGGUAUGCUGACCCCAAAAAGAAAUAUUACUUGCAGGGAGAACUAUUUAAUAUUUAAUCCAGUUUGCUAGGAUCUUCCACUUACAGCAAGGGAAAAUAUGCAUCCCCAAUUCAAUGGGACUCAUAGUGUUUGCUUGGCUAUGUGUUACUUUUUGAAUGUUUUAAAUGGCUUAGCCAAAACAUGUUUUCCACUUCGUAAUAAAGGGCCACAUUCAACUCUCAGUUAAAUCAUUGUAAAUCCAGAAUAACUCAACUGAAUCUGGAAUAAAUCAUUCAGGUGUAAUAUAAAUCAGGAUUUGGCCCAAAGUUAAAAUCAAUACAAAUACCUUUUAAAAGUAUGUAGAUAUUAUCCUGGAUUUUGUUACAUCUAAAUUACAUUUUCUUUUACCAUCAGGGAUAUCCUGUAAUUACGUAUAUUUUUUACUUAAUAUCUAUAUCUGAAUAUUAAAUAGUAAUAAAGACAAAUUCUUCUAAAUGUAAAAAACCUUGUUGUUCUAAGUCUUUGUUUCCAUUUGUUUCACUGCAUUAAAGCAUCCAGUACAUCCUUGCAUAGUUGUAAUACAUAGGAUGCAAGUAUUUUGCUUUUUCUUUUAUUGCAGAACUUAUAAUGAAUGGACUCUAAAAUUAAAAGUCUCUUUUUCUGCUCCUGAAAUUUGAGGCACAUUGAUGGAUUUUUUUUUUUGUAACAUGCUCUGUAACUUCUGAAGUAAACUGUACUUGCUUACAAUACUAGCUUUGUUUGACUUCACUUCAAUUUGAUUCAGCAAAAUUAAUAUCAAGACCAAAAACCUUCUCAGAAUGAGGUCUUCACUUGAGGGUAAGAAUUGUACCACCCUCCCACAGGUCCAAAAUCCCACUGCCAUUGGUCAGGGUCAAAUACCACUGGCUCUGCAUUCUGAGUAACUCUGUGCCAUUUGGGAAAGUGGAAGCCAAAGGUAAGUUUUACUACUUCUUUACUUGAUUGGUAAACUGGAUUCUUAAAGAUGGAAAUAUUUUUUUUUUAUAUUUGUUUUAUUCUAUCAUGGAAAAUACUAAUUCAAAUGAGGUAGAUUACUGAUGCUAUUUACUUUAUUUUUCUUCUUUAAACAUUUCUUAGUUCCUUCCUGUGAAAGGUGUACAUGAUCUUCAACAAAAUAUUUGAACUGACAGCUACAGUAGAUGCCAAUAUAAUUACAGUGUGUUCCAAUAUCUGAUGCUUAAAAAAAGUAAAGAGACACAAACUUUGCAAGCAGGUCCAGGUACUACAGUAACAGUUAUAGAGAUACAGUUUAAUGGAGAAAUAAUUGAACAAUGAAGACAUUUGCAAAUAUUUUUCUGGGACUUUUUAUCUUUGAGGCCAUUGUGGCUGCUCCUACAAUAGAUACCUUAACUUAUGACUCUGAAACCUAUGACGUAGCACUGGAAGACUUGGAUAAUCUUUAUGACUACAAUGAAAACCUCCCCGUGGACCAGGCAGAGAUAGAGAUUGGAACCGUGUUACCUUCUGUAACUAGAGAGAUUCAUUCCCCGCCACCACUGCCAGAAGAAGCUGAGGAAGAAGCAUCAACACCAAAACUAAUUGAUGGUUCUUCACCACAGGGGUCAGGAGUUCUUGGGCCCCAAACACAUGAUGGCCUUCCGACUUGCCUUCUGUGUACAUGUCUGGGGACCACAGUCUACUGUGAUGAUCAUGAACUCGACGCUGUUCCUCCACUGCCCAAGAAAACCACCCAUUUCUACUCUCGCUAUAAUAGAAUCAAAAAGAUCAACAAAAAUGACUUUGCUAAUCAAAACAAUUUAAAGAGGAUUGAUUUGACAUCAAAUUUUAUAUCCGAGAUCGAUGAAGAUGCCUUCAGGGAGCUGCCCCAGCUUCAGGAGCUAGUGCUCCGCGAUAACAAGAUAAGGCAGCUCCCCGAGUUACCGCCUACCCUGACAUUCAUUGAUGUUAGUAACAACAGGCUUGGCCGCAAAGGAAUAAAGGAAGAAGCAUUUAAAGAUAUGGUUGAUCUGCAUCAUCUUUACAUCACCGACAAUAACCUGGAUCACAUUCCACUCCCACUCCCUGAAAGCCUCCAAGCUCUUCAUCUUCAGAACAACAACAUUCAGGAGAUGCAUGAAGACACUUUCUGCAAAAUGAAAGAUGUUGCUUAUGCCCGUCGAGCUCUGGAAGACAUCAGACUGGAUGGCAAUCCUAUCAACUUGAGCAAGACUCCUUCUGCUUACAUGUGCCUACCCCGUUUGCCAAUCGGUAGUCUCAUCUAAGCUUCGACAGUGGCCAACACUGUCCUCUGACAUGGUAGUGUCUAUGACAAAUGAACAAGUCAUUGCUACAGAAAGCCCAAUGCAUAUUAUUUUCAGAGCUCAUUCGACUGGUUUUUAAUCAGUAAUGAAAUUAAUGAAAAAGACAAACGAUAAUGUGAAAUGCUAAGAGAUGUACUGAAAUAUAGGCUGUGCGAUGCUAUAGAUACCAAUGCAUUCAAUACGACAACUGCAUUGAAUAUAUAGAAAGAGGGGAUCAGAACAAUGGAAACUGUACAACUUGGAUGCAAUCAGAUGUAAUGUAUGCAUGCUAAAAUUUAAUAAUUUUAUAUAGAUUUAAAUUAAUUAUAACACAAUAAAUGAAUAACACAAAAUGCAUGUACGUAAGAUCUAUAUCCACGACAUUUUCAUUUUAAUUGGCUUCAUACUCUCAGUGAAAUACAAAUCUUUGCUUUCUACUUGUUUUCUGAAGCACCGGAUUGUUUUGGAGAAAUCCUACUAAUAUUCCAAAAUAUUUGGAAAAUAUUGAACCUGCCCUUGCAUCAAUACCAAAAUGUGGAGAAUAAACAUAUACAAGUAAAUAAAUUUACAUAAAAUGCUUCUCAUUGCCUUUGUAGUAAUAAUUGGGCAUUAUAAUCUUGAUGAAACGCAAAGCCUUGUCUUCGUUAUCUUUGCUAAGCGAGCCAGUUCUUUUGGAACAAUAAUAAAAUCCUCAAGUUUGGAAAAUAUUGAACAUUAACCUGUAUCUGUUAAAGAAGCUGAAGAACUUUACCUGGAGUACCUUGAUAGUCAUACAGAACAUUGUAGCUGAAUAAGUUCAGUUUUGGCAUAUGAUCUAAGUCUCCAAGUAUAUAUAGCUAUUUCUCUGAAUUCUUCUUCAUUCCUCCUGGAGUCUCAACAAUUAGAAUCUGGAAAUUCUCUCACCCUGGCAAUUUAGAAAAAAUCUGUUUUCUGUUGAAUGUUUAAUACCUUCCACUUUGGAACAUGAUGGUCAAAAACAACCUGAUGGAUUCAAAGAAGCUGUUCACUCAGAAGGGUAAAGAGAGAAACGUGACACCCUGAAAAUCUUUUGAAAUAUUUCUGAAAAAAGUUUGUGCUAGCCAAUAACAAAAAAUAUCUUCCCACCUACAAAAACUAAAAUUUAUUUGGUAUGAAAAUUCACCUGAGCUUAAAUGAGCAUGUGCACCAUGUAAGCAUCAAAUGCAGCCAAAACAGUACACUUCGGCUGAGCCAGGCAAUGGAAAGUCUGCACUUAGGAACACUGCA